Malus domestica (apple) is the source of this 513-nucleotide messenger RNA. The record is from RefSeq and is a predicted model, not a curated record. NCBI's taxonomy places the organism in Eukaryota, Viridiplantae, Streptophyta, Magnoliopsida, Rosales, Rosaceae.
AUGGCAACUAAAUCUUCCAAAUCCGAAGCUUUUAAAAUAGAGAUGUUAUAUAACGCUAAUUAUCGAAUAUGGAAGAGAAGGAUUACUUAUCUUUUAACCCAUGACAAGACUUUGUACAUUAUCAAGGACAAGAGACCCCUUGGGCCCUCUCGAGUUUAUAAUAAAUGGGUGGAAGAUAAUGAAUUGGCUAAGGCCACAAUCCUCAAUUACUUGGAAGAUAAAUUAAUACCUCUCUAUGAAGAAUGUGAUUCGAUCAAAGAAAUCAUGGAUGUACUUGAAAAGAAGUAUGGUCCUAAAUCUCAAACAUACAUUCAGUUAUUGCUUGAGAAAUACAAUGAGACAAAAAUGGAGGAAACUGAUUCUAUGGUUGAUCAUAUUACUAAAAUGGAAGUAGUGGCAAAAGACUUAGCCAAUGCUGGCCAUCCAGUUUCUGAUAAAAUGCAAGGUAGUGUUCUUCUUGGUAGCCUCCCAAAUUCUUGGGAAAAUGUAGUUACUUCCAUGACUUAUGGUUAA